This is a messenger RNA of Diospyros lotus (date-plum), 3029 nucleotides long. RefSeq names its product protein VACUOLELESS1. The transcript is spliced from 15 exons. Gene Ontology annotation, biological process: vacuole fusion, non-autophagic; intracellular protein transport; endosomal transport. NCBI's taxonomy places the organism in Eukaryota, Viridiplantae, Streptophyta, Magnoliopsida, Ericales, Ebenaceae. Gene Ontology annotation, cellular component: HOPS complex; cytoplasm; endosome. The record is from RefSeq and is a predicted model, not a curated record. The coding region runs from base 201 to 2726 and encodes 841 amino acids. Gene Ontology annotation, molecular function: actin binding.
GGCACACAGUGCAUAGAGUAUGAAUUCUAUGAUCGUUGGCAUUUUACUUCCCUCCACUUCUCUUCACGCGCGUCGCUUCGCCGGACUGGGACGCCGAUCGGGUUUCGCCGUCUUGACCCUACGCGAACCAAUCAUAGGAAGAAACUCCAAAUCAGAGAUCCAAAUUGAAUUCGCAGCUACCAAAACCCUAGAAUUGUCCUAUGGCGGCAGUGUCGGUGGCCGCCGAGUGGCAGCUUCUCUACAACCGAUACUACCGGAAGCCCGAAAUCUACUCAAUGCAAUGGAAGCAUGUCGACCUUAGCCGCAACAAGGUCGCGUGUGCUCCCUUCGGCGGCCCCAUCGCCGCCAUCCGUGACGACUCCAAGAUCGUCCAACUCUACGCCGAGUCGGCCCUCCGGAAGCUCCGAAUUUUCAACUCCGCGGGGGUCCAAAUCGCCGAAACCGUAUGGCGAAACCCCGGCGGCCGAUUAAUCGGCAUGGCCUGGACCGACGACCAAGUCCUCGUCUGCGUAACCCAAGACGGCACCGUUUACAGGUACAACAUUCACGCCGAACCCAUAGAACCCAAUCUGUCGAUGGGAAAGGAGUGCUUCGAGAACAGUGUGGUGGAAUGUGUGUUUUGGGGCAAUGGAUUGGUUUGUAUCAAUGAGGCCAACCAAUUGUUCUGUAUUCCCGAUUUUAAGAACCCUAGGCCUGGGAAGCUGGCGGACCCAGGGCUUGAGGAGCCGCCACUCUGCGCUGCGGUGAUCGAGCCACAGUACACGAUGACCGGCAAUGUGGAGGUGCUCCUUGCGGUGGAGGACCAUGUGGUGGUGGUUGAGGAGGAUGGGAUUCAGCAAGUGGGUGUUGGGGUGGGUCCUUUGCAGAGAAUGGCGGUGUCGAGGAACGGCAAGCUGUUGGCUUCGUUUACUCACGAUGGGAGGCUUUUGGUAAUGUCUAGUGAUUUCUCCAAGAUCAUCUUCGAGUAUAGUUACGAGUCAUCACUUCCCCCAGAGCAGCUAGCUUGGUGUGGAAUGGACAGUGUGUUACUUUACUGGGAUGAUAUGCUUUUAAUGGUUGGUCCUUAUGGAGAUCCUGUGCUCUAUCUUUACGAUGAACCAAUUGUUCUCGUCCCAGAGUGUGAUGGAGUGAGGAUACUUUCAAAUACAAGUUUGGAAUUUCUACAAAGAGUUCCUGAUUCCACUGUAUCAAUCUUUAAGAUUGGGAGUACAUCACCUGCAGCUUUGCUUUAUGAUGCCUUGGAUCACUUUGAUCGGCAGAGUGCCAAGGCAGAUGAAAAUUUGAGAUUGAUACGCUCAUCAUUGCCUGAGGCUGUUGAAGCAUGCAUUGAUGCUGCGGGUCAUGAAUUUGAUGUCUCACGGCAGAGGACGUUACUAAGAGCUGCAAGCUAUGGCCAAGCAUUUUGCAGCCACUUUCAACGUGAUCGCUUCCAAGAGAUGUGCCGAACUUUACGUAUCUUAAAUGCUGUACGUCACUAUGAUGUUGGCAUGCCUCUCAGUAUUCAGGAAUACAAGUUGCUUACACCACCAGUUCUCAUUGGUCGUUUAAUUAAUGCCAAUAAACACCUUCUUGCACUUCGGCUAUCAGAGUACCUUGGCAUUAAACAAGAGGUGGUGAUAAUGCACUGGGCAUGUGCAAAGAUAACAGCUUCUUUAGCAAUUCCUGAUGCUACCCUUCUCGAAAUUUUACUCGAUAAGCUGAAAAUAUGCCGGGGCAUAUCUUAUGCAGCAGUUGCUGCUCAUGCAGAUAAGAGUGGCAGGCGGAAAUUGGCUGCAAUGCUUGUUGAACAUGAACCACGGCCUACAAAGCAGGUUCCUCUACUGCUAAGCAUUGGAGAGGAAGAUACAGCUCUGACAAAGGCUAUUGAUAGUGGUGACACUGACCUUGCUUAUCUUGUUCUAUUUCAUAUCUGGCAGAAGAGGCCAGCUUUGGAGCUAUUCGGAACCAUACAAUCCAGACCACUGGCACGUGAUUUAUUUGUAUGUUAUGCAAGAUGUUAUAAACAUGAAUUUCUGAAGGACUUCUUUCUUUCAACAGGGCAGCUUCAAGAUGUUGCUUUUCUAUUAUGGAAAGAGUCAUGGGAACUGGCAAAAAAUCCUAUGGCAAGCAAAGGAUCUCCUCUUCAUGGUCCACGCAUAAAACUUAUUGAAAAGGCCCAAAGUCUCUUCACAGAAACAAAGGAACAUACUUUUGAGUCAAAGGCUGCUGAAGAGCAUGCAAAAUUGUUAAGAAUACAACAUGAACUUGAAGUGACCACAAAGCAGGCCAUUUUUGUGGAUUCAAGUAUUAGUGAUACCAUUCGCACGUGCAUUGUGCUGGGAAAUCAUCGAGCUGCAAUGAAAGUCAGAACGGAAUUCAAGGUUUCAGAAAAAAGAUGGUAUUGGCUUAAAGUGUUUGCUUUGGCUACAAUUAGGGAUUGGGAUGCCCUAGAAAAGUUCUCAAAGGAGAAAAGGCCACCAAUUGGCUUCCGGCCAUUUGUGGAGGCAUGCGUUGAUGCAGACGAGAAAGGUGAAGCUUUGAAAUAUAUCCCAAAGCUCGCAGAUCCAAGGGAGAGAGCUGAGGCUUAUGCUCGAAUUGGCAUGGCAAAGGAAGCCGCAGAUGCUGCAUCCCAAGCCAAAGAUGGGGAAUUACUUGGUCGACUGAAGUUGAGUUUUGCACAAAACGCAGCAGCUUCAUCUAUAUUUGACACGCUCAGAGACCGGUUGUCGUUCCAGGGGGUUUCGUAGCCUCGCUGCCCGCAUUGUUUCCGACCUCAUUAGCUUGUUUUCCCAUGGCUGCAUUUGUAUUUAGUCUGUUCAAAUCACGUUGUAGGAUGAUUGUGAAGUCAGCCAGCCAAUUUGUGGCAAAUCUCUUAAUCUCUUAUGCAGCAGAGUUUGGUUUUGUGUCUUGUUAUCAAUCGAACCGGUAGCAUGCGACUUGGUGUUGUCUCUGUUGGCUUGGAUUUUGUUUUUAACUUAUUAUCAUAUAUAGUUCAAUCACAAGAUGACUUUGGAUAUGGAUAUGGAUAUAAUGUUUUUGUCUUUGGGUGA